Messenger RNA from Camelina sativa (false flax), 887 nucleotides. The record is from RefSeq and is a predicted model, not a curated record. Lineage: Eukaryota; Viridiplantae; Streptophyta; Magnoliopsida; Brassicales; Brassicaceae.
UUCCUGAAAGAAGAAAUUAUAAAACCUCCCCCAAAAAAUUAAAAUCCCAUAUCCAACUUUUGAUCGGUACUUGCUAAGCAACAACGACAAUGGCGUCGUCAUCUACAAGCCGUAUCUCUCUCCUUCUCUUAGUCUCUUUCCUUCUUCUCGUUAACUCGCGUGCGUCCAGUGUCUCGGAUCUCGACGAAGAAUUGGCUUUCCUCGCCGCCGAGGAGUCAAAGGAACAACAAAGCCACAUCGGCCACGAGGAACACGAUCAGUACCGUGACUUCGAGAAUUACGAUGAUCUCGAGGAGCAAGGAGGAGGAGGAGGAGGCGGCGAGUAUCAUCACGGAGGCUACGAGGGGGAAGAGGAGCCGUUGCCAACUGUCGACGAGAAGGACGUCGCUGUUUUGACCAAGGACAAUUUCACGGAGUUCGUCCGCAACAAUAGCUUCGCCAUGGUGGAGUUUUACGCUCCGUGGUGUGGCGCUUGUCAGGCUUUGGCCCCCGAGUACGCCGCCGCGGCGACGGAGUUGAAAGGCGUUGCGGCGCUCGCUAAGAUCGACGCCACCGAGGAAGGGGAUUUGGCUCAGAAGUACGAGAUUCAGGGCUUCCCCACCGUUUUCUUGUUCGUCGACGGAGUUAUGCGCAAGACCUACGAAGGCGAAAGGACUAAGGAUGGAAUUGUGACUUGGCUGAAGAAGAAGAUUGCUUAUGCUCAUAUCUCACUCUACGGCAACAACUUUAGCAAACCAAUUCAAGCUCCAGAGCAUCACCACCAUUGCUCAAACCCUUGCCUUUGCCCUACCUUAUGUAGACCUUCUCAUACCGGUGAGAACCACAGCUUUGGCCCCUCUUUCAACGUCACCUCGUCAUUGGAUAUAGACUAUUGCUUCCUCCAUUGA